Molecule: messenger RNA, 1356 nt
Organism: Caenorhabditis angaria
Lineage: Eukaryota; Metazoa; Nematoda; Chromadorea; Rhabditida; Rhabditidae
Source: the annotation of a GenBank genome assembly
AUGAACCCGUGGGGAUCAUACAAUGGGAGGUAAAUUUGAAAAAUCAUCGCAGCUUCACCUCAUAACCCACUUUUCUUUCAGCUACUCUUGGGCGACUCCAUCCGACGAGGUUAUUGAAUGAAACAAAUGUUUUCGAUUUUUGUUAUUAAAUAGUGUAUUUUCAGUACAAUCCAAGUUAUCCAGCUAUGAAUCUUCCAUUCUACAACCCGCAAUCUUCAAAUUACCCGCAACAACAAAAACAACAAGGAUAUUUUCCCAACAAGAAAGAACAGAAUAUUCAAAAGAUUAAGGCUUCUCCAGUUUCAGUGAAGAAAGAAACCAUUACUCCGAAAAGAGUUGGAUCAGGAGGAAGUGCAGUACAAAAAAGACGUGAGAAAUCAUCUGAAUUUCGAAGUGAAAUCGAUUUUUUUCAAAAUUUCAGACACAGUUUAUCAGAAUGGCGCAUGGAAUGGUGAUUGGUCGAAUAUUCGUGGAUCAGUUGGAAAUCGUGGAGGACGAGGAGGAGGAGGACGUGGUCGAGGAGCAAGAAAUGGACGUGGCAAAUUUUUCGGGCCGACCAACAAGAAAACCGACAUCCCAUUCGUUAUCCUUGCCGACAACGCCCCCGCUUUGAGUUUGUCACUGUCCGCAGAUAAUAUUAUUGGCUUCCAUGGUUUUGACAGUGUUUUCACCACCCAACACACGUUCCCAGUCCUUGUGGAAGGUCAAAUCUACACCAGUUGCGAUCACUAUUAUCAAUGCAAGAAGGUGUUGAACUUGACUGGAAGUGUUUGUGAAAGUUUGCUGGUCAAUGUGAGAGAUGAAGCUGGAGUGCCAAUCACAACGGUUUCCAGCUCCGCUGAGCAACAAAAAAGCUUCAGUCAGAUGGCGAAAGAAGCAUUGAAGGCUGCAAACAUCGAGAAAAGUGUUGUUGAAAAAUGGCGUACUACUAAAGGUCUUGCCGCUAUUCAAACCGCUUUGCUAGCAAAAGUCUCACAAUCCGCUCAUCUUCGAGAAGCUCUUAAGGAAACUUCGGACAAUUUGUUGGUGCACGCGUUCCGUGGCGACAGUAUCUAUGGAACUGGAUGCGGUGUGCCAAAGAUCAAACAAUGGGUGGAGGAUUUGCGAAGCUCCGGCGUUCGACAAAUACGAGUUCCCGGCGAAUUCCCGCUCACUGAAACCACUGUUCAAGGAUGUCCGGUGAUCGCGGAGGGUCGCAAUAUUUUGGGAGUGAUUUUGAUGUUGUUGCGCGAGAAGAUUCGCAAAAACGAGAUUGAGGUCGUUGACAUGACCGAAUUGUUCAACAAACUUCGCACACAUCCUGCUGUUGAUGAGAAGAUGGAUUUGACUGCUGGCAAUGAGCCAAUCACCUUGUAA